Messenger RNA from Gopherus flavomarginatus (Mexican gopher tortoise), 3308 nucleotides. It is a transcript of the gene PWP2, whose product is annotated as PWP2 small subunit processome component. Gene Ontology annotation, molecular function: protein binding. The record is from RefSeq and is a predicted model, not a curated record. The transcript has 21 exons. Gene Ontology annotation, cellular component: small-subunit processome; Pwp2p-containing subcomplex of 90S preribosome. Bases 103 to 2835 code for a protein of 910 amino acids. Lineage: Eukaryota; Metazoa; Chordata; Testudines; Testudinidae. Gene Ontology annotation, biological process: maturation of SSU-rRNA from tricistronic rRNA transcript (SSU-rRNA, 5.8S rRNA, LSU-rRNA); ribosomal small subunit assembly.
AGUGAGGGAGCCCGCGGCGCGAGGACGCGAGGGGGCCGCACGCGGUUUCCAUGUGCAGGGAGACGCGGCCCAGCAGGCGCCAGUGCGAGCCCCGCCGCGGCGAUGAAGUUCGCUUACAGGUUCUCUAACUUGUUGGGCACAGUUUAUCGGCGUGGGAACCUGCAUUUCACCCCAGAUGGUAACUCCGUCAUCAGCCCCAUCGGGAACAGAGUUACUGUCUUUGACCUGAAAAACAAUAAGUCAGAAACAUUACCAUUGGCAACACGGCACAAUAUCACAUGUGUGGGACUCUCUCCAGAUGGAAGUCUUGCCAUAUUAGUUGAUGAAGAGGGAGCUGCCUUGCUUGUCAGUUUGAUUGGUAAAUCUGUGAUACAUCAGUUCCAUUUUCAGAAGCCAGUGCACUGUGUCUGCUUUUCCCCAGAUGGCAGGAAAUUUGUGAUCACAAAGGACAAUGUUGCUCUUAUGUACCAUGCCCCUGGGAAGAAACGAGAAUUUAAUGCCUUUGUUCUGGACAAAACUUACUAUGGUCCAUACGAUGAAACAACAUGCAUUGACUGGACUGAUGAUUCCAAGUGUUUUGCAGUCGGUAGCAAGGACAUGUCAACAUGGGUGUUCGGAGCUGAGCGAUGGGUUAACCUGAUCUAUUACUCUCUGGGAGGGCAUAAAGAUGCAAUCGUAGCCUGCUUUUUUGAAGAGAAUAGUCUUGAUCUGUACACAAUUAGCCAGGAUGGCGCCCUGUGUGUAUGGCAGUGUGAUACAGACUUGGAUGGUCUGAAGCCCAGGCCUCCCAAAGACACAGGAGAAGAUAAGAAUGAAUCAGUAGAAAACCUGGGUGAAGAGUUUAUUGAAGAGCCCAAGGGUGAGGAGAUUCAUGGAAAAGCAACUACAAAUGAAAAAGAAAGGAGAGAUAAAGUGAAAUAUUCACGUGCUGCAAAGUACUUUUUCAACAAAGAAGGAGAUUUUAAUAACCUGACAUCUGCAGCUUAUCACAGGAAAACGCACCUUCUAGUCACUGGUUUUGCUUCUGGAAUUUUUCACCUACAUGAGCUUCCAGAGUUCAACCUCAUCCAUUCCUUAAGUAUUUCAGACCAGAGGAUUGCGACUAUUUCUAUCAACUCCACUGGUGACUGGAUUGCUUUUGGAUGUUCAGGUCUGGGUCAGCUGCUGGUGUGGGAAUGGCAAAGUGAGUCUUAUGUGCUGAAGCAGCAGGGCCAUUUCAACAGUAUGGUCUCAUUGGCAUAUUCUCCAGAUGGGCAAUACUUAGUUACUGGAGGGGAUGAUGGGAAAGUGAAAGUUUGGAACACCAGUAGCAGCUUCUGCUUUGUCACUUUUACAGAGCAUACCAGCAGCAUCUCUGCUGUAACUUUUACCUCCACCGGUUAUGUCAUUCUUAGUGCUUCCCUGGAUGGAACAGUCCGAGCCUUUGAUCUUCACAGAUAUCGCAAUUUCCGCACCUUCACUUCUCCACGACCAGCCCAGUUCUCUUGCUUAGCAGUGGACUCCAGUGGUGAGAUUAUUUCAGCUGGUUCCCAAGACUCGUUUGACAUAUUUGUCUGGUCAAUGCAGAGUGGCAGACUGUUAGAUGUCUUAUCAGGCCAUGAAGGUCCCAUCAGUAGUCUGUGUUUUAACCCAAUGAAGAGUAUCUUAGCUAGUGCCUCUUGGGAUAAAACGGUCAGACUCUGGGAUAUGUUUGAUAGCUGGAGAACCAAGGAGACACUAACACUGAACUCAGAUGUUCUUGUUGUUGCUUUCCGCCCUGAUGGCAAUGAACUUGCAGUUGCUGCCCUGGAUGGACAGAUAACUUUCUGGAAUCAUGAAAAUGCAGUGCAGACUGGAUCAAUUGAAGGAAGACACGACCUUCAGAUGGGAAGAAAAGAGCUGGACAAAAUAACAGCCAAACAAUCAGCUAAGGCAAAAUCUUUCACUACUCUUUGUUAUUCAGCUGAUGGCCAGUCUAUUCUGGCAGGAGGAUUAUCAAAGUUCGUCUGUAUUUAUCAUGUGAAGGAACAGAUUCUUAUGAAGAAAUUUGAGAUCUCAUGUAAUCUUUCCUUAGAUGCCAUGGAGGAAUACUUGGAUCGUAGGAAAAUGACUGAAUUUGGCAGCAUGGCGCUGAUUGAUGAUGGGGCUGGGGAUGAGGAUGGUGUUGCCAUUGCUCUUCCAGGUGUAAAGAGAGGUGACAUGAGCGCUCGGCACUUUAAACCAGAGAUAAGAGUGACAUGCCUCCGUUUCUCUCCUACUGGACGAAGCUGGGCAGCAACCACCACAGAAGGCCUUCUCAUCUACUCACUAGACUCCGGACUAAUCUUUGAUCCAUUUGAAUUGGACAUUGACAUCACACCUAGCAGUGUGCACAAAGUGCUGAAUCAGAAGGAGUACACCAUGGCCAUCGUCAUGGCCUUCCGACUGAAUGAGAAGAAAUUAAUUCAAGAGGUCAUAGAGACUGUACCGUGUAAUGAAGUUGAAGUUGUCUGCUCAUCGCUCCCAGAGCUGUAUGUGGAGAAGGUGCUCGAGUUUAUAGCUUCUGCCUUUGAGACAUCUCAUCACUUGGAAUUCUAUCUUACUUGGGCUCAGCGGUUACUGAUGCUACAUGGACAGAAGUUAAAAACAAGGUCAGGGAAGCUGCUGCCCAUGAUUCAGUUCCUUCAGAAGAGCAUCCAACGUCACUUUGAAGAUGUUUCUAAACUCUGUGAAUGGAAUCGCUAUAAUAUUAAAUAUGCUUUGGCCAUUUCCCAACAACGGGGCAUGAAACGUCCCGCAGAAACAUCAGUGAGUGAAGAGGAGUUGGAGGAUUCUAACAGCGAUUAUCUUAUGGAAGAGGCAAGCACACUUUCAUAGGACAACUGAUUUUUCCCUUAAUUUUCCUAUUUCUUUUUGUUUUUUGGGGACCUACAGAAGCAAUCACUUGCGCCAGUGGUAUUCCCUGAGAUUAAGUGGCCCUCAUACUGGCUUAUUUUGUAUAUGUUGUGAUAUAGGCUUGGAGUAAUCUGCAAAGAUACAGAAGCUGGUUUGAUUUAGGAUAGCUAAAGUGUAGUCCAUACAGUCCCUAAAACAUGGCUUACGGCCUCCCUCUUCCCGUAACUGAGGGAGCGAGGACGAACCUGAUCAGCUAGAUUUGUAUCUGAACUCAGACAAGAGGAUACUUGUGUUCAUCUGUCAAUAAAGAUAAAAGCACAAGUAAAAUUGUUUGGUGCGUUUAUUUUUGAUAAAAUGUAUAUACAUAUACAGGCAUUUUAGGCAUUGCAAGUCACUCUCUGAAGUCUGUGCUGUCACAAUAUUUCUGUGCCCUGGAUUAAACUCUUUUUUAGUCA